AAGCGCUGUUUUAUUUGGGGGAACUGACAGUUAUUUGUUACUGUUUGAAAUGUAAACAACCUCGCGUGAUAACCCGCCAACGCGGAGCGCGGACGCCGUGCUUAUUGCGCAGAUUGUUUUGCGCAUGUUUUAGUCGCGCAGAGUAAGCGAAGCAAAGAUGUCGGACGAGGACCUCAGAGAUGCAAAUUCAGGCAAGAAGAAGGGAUUGUUCGCGAGCCUCAAGCGUUCGAAAUCGAAAUCAGGACGUGGUAGGAAAGCCGCCAAAUCGAGAUCCAUGCCACAACUUCCUCAAUGUCAAAUGAAUGGCAAUGCUACUAAACCUACUGACAAAUUUAAUAUUUCUCAACCAGCUAAAGGUGCCGAAGAAGAAGGGGCUGCACCCCUGCCUUCACCUACUGAGGCUGGAGGUUUAACGGAAUGUCCCGCACAGGAUGUUUCUCCCGGCGCACUGGCUGGUGAUGUAGCCAGAGCGGGGAAAUGCUCAUUCUUUGCUCUUGAGGUAGAGUUGAAGGAUGGGAAAGAUUUGGCAGCCCGGGACAAAACAGAUUCUUUUAGCGUGGAAUUCCUUCAUGAAAAGCCAGUUACUAAACCUAUCACCAGGGCACCAGGCACCAGUGAUCCAUAUGUAAAAUUUAAAUCUGAUGGAAAGCAGAUAUACAAAAGUAAAACUGUGCAAAAGAAUUUGAACCCGCAGUGGAAUGAGAAGUUCUGUGUACCUAUUGAAGACAUUACUGUUCCACUCAUCUUGAAAGUUCUUGACUUUGAUCGAGUUGGAAAUGACGAUCCAAUGGGACGAGCUGUUGUUGACCUAGCGGCAAUUGAAAUUGACAAACCCACGGAAAUGAUUCUUGAUCUUGAAAACCCAGAUGGCGGACAGGAAAAGUUGGGUCAAAUCUGUGCAGUCUUCACUGUCCAGCCCAAGAACUAUGAGGACAGGCAAGAGGUUUCCAGAAAAGCCGCAGCAGGAAAAAAAGGUCAAGCUCCUAAAGAACCUGGGAAAGGACAGCUAUGGGAUGGUAUUGUUUCCAUCAUACUUGUAGAAGGAAAAAAGAUGAUUCCCAUGGAUGAUUCAGGACUUAGUGACCCAUACUGUCGUUUCCGAUUGGGGAAUGAGAAGUACAAAACCAAAGCCUGUAAGGAGACAUUGAGUCCACAGUGGAAAGAGCAGUUUGACUUGAAAAUAUUUCCUGACUCACCCAUGAUGCUGGAGGUAACAGUCUGGGACAGAGACAUCAGGAAAGAUGAAUUCAUGGGCAGGUGUCAAAUUGACUUGUCCACACUUGAGCGGGAAAAGUCACAUAAGAUCGAGGCAGCACUUGAAGACAAUGCUGGCAUCAUUGUCAUGCACCUGUCAAUCACAGGACUUGAUGCACCCGGCUGUGAAUCAGAUUUAAAUGCAUACACAGAGAAACCAGGAAGAAGAACAGAGAUCACUAAACAGUAUGCGUUGAAGGCCACACCAAAGAAGAUUAAAGAAAUUGGAUGGCUACAGGUGAAACUUCACCGUGCUGUCGGAUUGGCAUCAGCAGACAUUGGAGGAACCAGUGAUCCGUUUGCUGUGAUUGAGUUAAAUAAUCAGCGUCUAGUAACACACACAAUGUACAAGACUCUUAACCCUGCUUGGGAGAAGAUCUAUGAAAUGACUGUGUUUGAUAUACACGACGUUCUUGACAUCACUGUGUUUGACGAGGAUAAGAGAGGAGCACCAGAGUUUCUUGGUCGAGUGGUGAUUCCAUUGUUACAGGUCACCUCGGGUGAGAAGCGUCUGUACCAGUUAAAGAACAAGAGUCUGGAAAGCAGAGCCAAAGGGCACCUUAUUCUGACCCUUGAUGUGGAAUUCAACCCCAUACGGGCCGCUGUUAGGACCGUCAACCCAAGGGAUCCCAAGAUCAUGUUUGAAGCGCCCAAGUUUAAGAGAGCGUUGUUGCAGCGUAACAUUGACCGCGUCAACAAGCUCGUUGCGAGCCUGGUAUCGACUGGAGCGUUCGUCCAAUCACUGUUUACCUGGCAGUACAAGUUUAGAAGCGCUUUCGCUUUUGCAAUCUACAUCAUGCUGUGUCUGAACUUUGACUUCUACAUCAUACCGCUGACCCUUCUGCUCACGUUUCUCAAGCAAUACGUCAUGUGUAUGUUACUUGCCGAGAGAAACGUGAAUCCAGAAGAACAGGAAGGUGCGCCAGUGGACGAAGAUGAAGACGAUGAUGAUGAAGAGGAAGAGAAAGGAAAGAAAGGGGACAAGGGAAAGAGUUUUAAGGAGAAGAUAGCUGCAUUAACAUCCAUCUGUCAGACAGUACAAAAUGCCUUGGAUAUGGUGGCCUCAAAUGGAGAACGAGUUAAGAACACAUUUAACUGGACCGUACCGUUUUGUUCGUAUUUGAUGUGUGUCAUCUUCACGUUAGGAACAGUUGUACUUUACCUUGUACCUCUCAAGUUCUUACUUCUUGCCUGGGGAAUAAACAAGUUUACAAAGAAGAUCCGUAAACCAAAUGCUGUUGACAACAACGAACUUGCGGACUUCCUAUCGCGUAUUCCUUCAGAUGUGGAAAUUAAAGAGCAAAAGGUUCUCAAGACGGACCCGUCCCUCAGGUUGAAAAGAAUCGAUGGUUAGUGGAAUGACCUGAAACGCGGAAAUCCUGCGAAACAAUUAAGCAACAACGUAUCGGACAGAGGAAUGGACCAGUUGUCCGGUCAAGACGAAUUUGGUUCUUAGUUGUUACUUGCGUUGCAAUAAGUCCGAACGGAAACGACAAUCAAAAUACAAAUCUUGUGGGAAAUCUUUGUUUCCAUUAACAUGAGAAUAGGCGCUGAGAACACUAGCAGUAUAGAAUAUUGCGAAUUUAAUCCUAUUUAUUAAAUUGUACAGUAUUUAUUAUCCGUAUUAAGGUUAGAAUAUUUGGCGAGCGACGAUACAUGUAAGUUAAAUGGCAGCUUUGCAGCCUCCGCGUUGUAAGUUUUAGGGUAGUAAUUAGAAUGCGCCGCCUUUGAAGUAUUUAUAUUGGGUGUAGUUGUGUAGAUAUUGACCGUACAUGAAAAAAUAUGGUUAAAUUUUAAGUUUUAACUUCAUCGCACUGCACACUGAAAAAACUGCAAAACUAAAUUUCCUUUUUGUUCUUCCUUGGUUUGAAGAUUAGGCUUGAAUAGGUUUAUCAAUUUUUAUGAAGUUUACAGAGGGUACGAGAAUAGAUCUAUGAAGAGAUUUUAUUGAUUUCGUUUCCAGACACUAUAGUGACACACUGUAGUGGCAGUUUUGAGCCUUUUACAGGCAAUUUUUCUCUUUUUAAGGAUAUAUUAUUAGCUAUAAUAAAGAAUGAUUUUCUUUCAUUAAACUUUUUAUCUUGCAAG
This is a messenger RNA of Orbicella faveolata, 3342 nucleotides long. Its product is annotated as multiple C2 and transmembrane domain-containing protein 1-like. The record is from RefSeq and is a predicted model, not a curated record. Gene Ontology annotation, molecular function: calcium ion binding. Lineage: Eukaryota; Metazoa; Cnidaria; Anthozoa; Scleractinia; Merulinidae. Gene Ontology annotation, cellular component: membrane.